AUGGCUGGAAAGCGUAAUCGCUCUCGCACUGCCGCUUCGGCUCAGGAGAAAGGAAAACGCACCAAGCUCUACCCCCACCUGGCACCCACUGUCAAGGACGCAGAGGCAAAUCUCGAGCCCCAACCCGACAUGUCUGCAAAGUCCAACGACGCAGCCAAGGUCAUCAGGACCGAGACGAUCAAGGAGAUUGUCGUGCCAAAGUCAGAAGCCGACACCACGGUCGCGAAGCUUGAGACGAUCAAGGCUGUCGUUGCGCCGCCCAAUAGCACGAAGACAGUAGACAGCGAUCUCAUCUCCUGGGACGACCUCUCAUCCACCAAGAAGAAGAACCCUGAUCAGACUACAGACGACUUCGAGGACGGAAUCGACAUCUUUGCAGACAAUGACAGCACCAGCAACGCCCUGAUUGGCACUAACCCUGACACCCGAAAGGCCAACACCGCAAAGGUCAAGGAAGAUCAGAUUGCCCCCAACACCGAAAGCACUGAUGAACUUGCCAACCAGAUUGAGGCAGUUCCAGCUUCUAAGGAGAAGAAAAUUACGACCGAAGUACCUAUUGCCAAACAGGCGGAGCAAAUCGAAGUGACUCAAAAUGGGGAACCUCAUGAGAACACCAAUAAGGAGAAAGAAGCUGAGCAUCAAGAGAAGCCCGAGGCAAUCUCCGCAUUCGGUCGCAAUGUCAUCUUCCAGUCGAUCAAGUAUAACCUUGACAACACCGAGAAUCUUGCGUACUGGAUUGGUCUGGGUGCUGUCGGCUCUACAGAUACCCGCCAAAUCAACGCCGGCAACAUCAAGUUGGAGAUAUCAGUGAAAUACAUAGGCCUCCAGAAAGAAGAGUCGAUGGUCAAAGAGAGCGAGCCAGUCGCAGAGACCCAAGAAGCUGGGAAAGCCGAGGACAACCAGAAAGCCGUCAAGAUAGAAAUAAAAAAAGAGUGUCUGUACGAUACCGAAGAGGGGAUUCUCCCUUCCAUCGAGACAGCUCCCGACCUCGCCGUCGACACCGCUGGAGCUACAAAGGAGCAGCUUCACAAUACUGUUAUUACACCAGUCACGUCAGCUACUAUUGCCACCAAGACGGCCGUCGCAUGUAGGUUUGGCGCCAAGUGCAGCAGGCGCGACACAUGCAAGUUCGACCACAGCGAAGGAGCUCGCAAGAAGAUGUGCACUUUUGUCAACACAACCAUUGGCUGCAAGAACAAUACAUGCCCCUUCUCGCACGAUCACCUAGGCGUCAUCUGCAAGUCAUCUCCGUAUCGCUCAAACUGCUCCAACACUCACAAGUGUGCGUUCAAGCACCAAGACGAUGUCAUGAGCGGCAAAGCCGAGCCCAGCAAGUCCAAGACGACGAAACCUGCGCUGGACGAUGACAACCGUUACAUCACCGCUGCAGAGAUCGCACAAAAGGCUGCCGUGGCCCGAGCAUCGCGUGAAGUGUCGGUGGCUUCGGCGACGUCAGCUCCACCAGCCAACGCUCCCACUGGUCCCCAGCACGGGGUUAAGCGUGGCAGGAGCAAUGAGGAUGCCGACGCGGGUCCCAAUCCUCAACGCCCUCGCACCAACAACUUUCAGAUGGGGCCUAACCAAGGCAGGCAGCAACAUUGGAAUCACCCCUCGCAGCAACAAGGCAACGUCCCGCAGUUUGGGCACCGGCAGGGUCGUGGUCGUGGACGCGGGCGAGGACGCGGUGCUGGUCGUGGCCGGGGAGGCAAUAGUAGCGACCAGGGCUUCAGUAUUCGGGGUGUUGCUGGAAGAGCGUGA
Pyrenophora tritici-repentis Pt-1C-BFP is the source of this 1758-nucleotide messenger RNA. NCBI's taxonomy places the organism in Eukaryota, Fungi, Ascomycota, Dothideomycetes, Pleosporales, Pleosporaceae. The record is from RefSeq and is a predicted model, not a curated record.